Cutaneotrichosporon cavernicola is the source of this 498-nucleotide messenger RNA. RefSeq lists its product as uncharacterized. Gene Ontology annotation, molecular function: proton-transporting ATPase activity, rotational mechanism. The coding region runs from base 1 to 498 and encodes 165 amino acids. Gene Ontology annotation, cellular component: proton-transporting V-type ATPase, V0 domain; membrane. The transcript has 10 exons. Gene Ontology annotation, biological process: proton transmembrane transport. The record is from RefSeq and is a predicted model, not a curated record. Lineage: Eukaryota; Fungi; Basidiomycota; Tremellomycetes; Trichosporonales; Trichosporonaceae.
AUGUACGACACCUGCCCACCAUGGGCCUCAUUCUUCGGCUUUGCCGGUGUCGCUAGUGCUAUGAUCUUCACGACCAUUGGCGCGGCGUAUGGCACCGCCAAGGCCGGCAUCGGAAUCGCGGGUGUGGGACAGGCCAAGCCUGAGCUGGUCAUGAAGUCGCUCAUCCCUGUUGUUAUGUCUGGUAUUAUCGCCGUCUACGGCCUCGUCGUCGCCGUCCUGAUCUCUGGCUCGAUCUCCCCCACUGAGCCCUAUGGACUGUACGACGGUUUCAUCCACCUCGGAGCAGGUUUGGCGUGCGGCGUCACGGGUCUCGCUGCGGGAUAUGCGAUCGGCAUUGUUGGCGACGCGUGCGUCCGCGCAUACAUCCACGAGUCGCGCGUGUUCGUGUCCAUGGUCCUCAUCCUUAUCUUUGCCGAGGUCCUCGGUCUGUAUGGCCUCAUCGUUGCCCUCAUCCUCAACGCGAAUGUGCCUUCCCCCGCGCUCUGCGUCAAGGCGUAG